AUGAUGUUGGAGAAUUGGCGCAAAGAGUAUGAGGAGCUGCUGCCCUACUGUGUGCAAGAUCCGGAGAGUCAGAAGGAGAACACUCUGACCGGACUCGUUCGCAGGUUCUUGCAAGAGUUCUCAACACUUUGUUGCUUGAUUGAGCCCAAAGACCUUGAUGGCGAGGCUAUCGACGCCUUGCGUGCUGCUCAGAAGCCUGGUACUGCGCAUAGCACAACCGACUCGGCAGAUCCAUUGUUCGUCCACAUCCAGAAGGCCUACGCCGACAUUUACACCCAGCAGGACAAGGGCGUUGUGUUCAUUGCCAUGCGGGUGGCACUCGCCUACCUGCUUCAUGCCCAGGUAUCGCUUGAUGUCAUCAAAGAUGUUGCGGAGUUUGCGCCUGUCCUUGGAAGAGAUGGGGCUGCUGGCAUGCUGGACACUGACUACAUGCUUGCAUCGUGCCUGGGAUCAGCAACCCGCUUGCAGAACAAGCGUCAUCCAGGCAAUGCCAGCGCCAUCGAGCAGGGGAAAUCGCGCCACGCAAGGAGCCAGAUGACAUUGCAGCAAAUGAUUCAGGAGUCCAAAGACUUUCAGUACCCAAUGUCCAACCCCUUCGAGGAUUUCUGCCACAUUGUCGUGGCCCACUUCUUCGAUGAGACCUUUGAGAACAUUUCCCAGGAGCUUUCCACUAAGUGUCAUCAGAUUCAGCUGUGCACUCCUGCAUAUGCUCCCAUGUGCUACCACCUGGGCCCUCUCUUUGUGCACCAGGAUUCCCAGCACAUGGGCAACUAUGCAAAGGCCAACCCGAUAGACCAUUUCUCGUCUCGCUUCUUCCAGUCUGGCCAAAAACCGCAAGAGUACAAGGACCCGAAUGGCCAGCUGUUCGAUGUUUCGGAAGAGACCGCAGGUGCAGUGUCCACAAUCAACGGCCUUCAAAAGGUGGACUACAAAGACAAGGCCAAGCUCCUCAGCAGCCUCAUCAAAUCCAACAAGCUGCCGGACACCAUUGGGGCCUUUGAGAACAGCAGCCACCACGGCAAGUUUGAUGAGGCAUCGCUGAACUACGUGUGCAAGAGGCAUAUCUCAUGCGCAGUCAACAAGACCAGGGACGACAUUCUCCUGUCCUGUGAUGCCCACAUGUAUGAGUUCACGCAUCCCACGAAGCAAGGGCAGCACCUCAAAGCUGUCAUGGACCGCUUCGAGUCCCUCGCCCUGGGCUACCCGUACCCCUUUCGAUCCAGCGAUCGCCCAGGAGCCAAAGAAUACCGCGAUGUCGAGAAUGUGAUUCCCUUCCUGUUCCACCAUCUGAACGAAAUCUCAGAAACGUGCAGGGGGAACGGGGGCGAGAGUGCUUCUGACCCAGAUCCCCGCGCUGUGUGCCUCUCUGACCUGGAUGCUGAGAUUAGGAAGUCUUCCCUCUUCAAGCGGGUUGUGGAGCUGCUAUCGAGUCAGGAUGAGGAUGUUCGCAGCAAUGCGCGGUGUCUUGUGGGGCGACUGCAUGCAGCUUGGACGAAGACGAAGGCGAUGCCGCCAGAUGCCGACGCCCGAAAGGAGCUGACGGACUUGAUCCUUCACGAGCUCCUCCCACAGAGAUACUCAAAGAUUGAUGUGCUUAAGUCCAAAGAGAAGCGGAGGAAGUCUCUGCAACAGAAGGAUGCCAAGCUCUCUGCCUUUGAGGAGGCCAUCAUGUGUUACCGGAACUUCGUACGAGAUCAUGGGCACCGAUUUGCACAUGGGGCCGCCAACAUCCCAAAUGACUUGAGGCCAGCAGCACCAGCAGCGGGGUCCCUGCGCUCAGCAACUGCGCUCCUUGCUGGCGGGAUGGAUGCACCACCACCGUGCUCCUGGCAGGCAAGGCAGGUUUCCCAAGUGGAGGAAGAGGAGCUGGAGGACCUCCUUGGCUGA
This is a messenger RNA of Symbiodinium sp. CCMP2456, 1887 nucleotides long. The record is from the annotation of a GenBank genome assembly. Lineage: Eukaryota; Dinophyceae; Suessiales; Symbiodiniaceae.